CUAUCCUAGGGCUGUGCUAAGUUUUGUUUCGUUUCGUGAGAUUCGAUUUUGUAAUAUUAUUAGAUAAAAGUAGUUUUUAUUCUAUCAUGUCUUCCAUUAAAAUGUCACGGCUUCUGCUGUUGUCCUCUGUUGGAUUAGGCGGUUAUUUGGCUGGAUCUUACGUGGAACGAUGGAAAAUAUUGGACAAUCACAGCCAUAACAAGGAAGAUUAUGUAAACGAUCGAAUAGAUAGUUUGGUAAAGAAAGUACAGUCAAAACCAGGUCUUCCUAUUUUCGGAACCGUUUCAGCAGCAUCUCCCAUACCAUUAGCAGAAAAGCCUUUAGUGGCAAGCAACGUUAACCGUGUUGGUCAAAUAAUGAAGUUUGGAUUUCCCGGGCUGGAUAAUGUUAGAUCGUAUGACGACUAUAUUCUAUCUUAUGACCGAAGGACUCGGGUGGCUCAUUGGGUGUUCGAACAUCUUACUGCUGAUAGGGUGAAACACAAUGAUGCCGUGGAUCGCUCAAAGUGUGAUUUCAAGCCAGACGAGAGUGUGCACCCGUUUUUUAGAUCCUUAAAUUCAGAUUACAAAGGAUCAGGAUUUGAUCGAGGACACCUUGCAGCAGCUGGUAAUCAUAAGGCUGAGCAGAAGCACUGUGAACAAACGUUCUUUCUGACCAACAUGGCACCUCAGGUCGGUGUUGGAUUCAACAGAGACAAAUGGAACCACCUGGAACGCCAUGUGCGAAAACUUACCAAAGAAUAUCCAAACGUGUACUGCUGUACUGGGCCACUGUACUUACCACGAAAGGAAUCGGAUGGUAAGUUGUAUGUAAAAUAUCAGGUCAUUGGCUCCAACAACGUAGCCGUACCCACGCAUUUUUAUAAAGUGGUAGUAAUGGAGGCCCCUGACAACCGUUUGGAGAUGGAAGCUUACGUGCUGCCGAAUCAGAAAAUCGACGAGCAAACACCGCUGUCGAUGUUCCAAGUCCCACCGGAAACGAUUGAACGUGCGGCAGGUUUACUGUUUUUUGACAAAAUUAGCCGAAGCCAACUUUUUAAGAUUAACGGGAAAAAAGUAUAGCUAAAUAGAACAAAUUGUUGGGCAAAUUUACGGUAAGAUUAGAUCACUAAUUGUUUUUUUUAUAACAUAAUUUGAGGUGUUCAAUUGAUGUUGAUAUAGGAUCAGUCAUCUCGUGCUAAUAAUAGAGAUAUUUCAUUGCUCGUUUAGUACGA
This is a messenger RNA of Topomyia yanbarensis, 1213 nucleotides long. RefSeq names its product endonuclease G, mitochondrial (gene EndoG). Gene Ontology annotation, biological process: apoptotic DNA fragmentation. Gene Ontology annotation, cellular component: mitochondrial inner membrane; nucleus. The record is from RefSeq and is a predicted model, not a curated record. NCBI's taxonomy places the organism in Eukaryota, Metazoa, Arthropoda, Insecta, Diptera, Culicidae. Gene Ontology annotation, molecular function: RNA endonuclease activity; nucleic acid binding; single-stranded DNA endonuclease activity. The transcript is spliced from 2 exons. The coding region runs from base 87 to 1061 and encodes 324 amino acids.